This is a messenger RNA of Seriola aureovittata, 1777 nucleotides long. It is a transcript of the gene unc119a1, whose product is annotated as unc-119 homolog a (C. elegans). Gene Ontology annotation, cellular component: spindle pole; intercellular bridge; spindle midzone. Bases 235 to 852 code for a protein of 205 amino acids. Gene Ontology annotation, molecular function: lipid binding. The record is from RefSeq and is a predicted model, not a curated record. The transcript is spliced from 5 exons. Gene Ontology annotation, biological process: visual perception; mitotic cytokinesis; lipoprotein transport. Lineage: Eukaryota; Metazoa; Chordata; Actinopteri; Carangiformes; Carangidae.
GGGAGGGAGCUGAGGGCUGAUUUUUAUCUUUUACCGGAUCGAGAAAGGGAGGAGGCACGGAGAAUGAGUUAUUCUUGUAGCAGCACAGAGCCUGUUUGCUGUACGCUGUAUUAGGCAGCGCGUCACUCAAGGCUCCGACGCAAGUAAAUCGGCUCCUGCGGCGACGACGCCGAGAGCAUCAGAAAGCCUCAGUUCCUGUCAGGGUGCACACCGAUCAGCCCUCUUCUGUCGGACAUGAAAGUGCAGCAAGGCUGCAACUCAUCAGACAUGGGGAUCCCAGUUACAACCGAAGAAGAAUUGCGCAGAAAUACCGUAAUAACGCCCGAGGAUGUGCUUGGGCUACAGAAGAUCACCAAGAAUUAUCUUUGUUCUCCAGAAGAAAACGUCCACAUGAUCGACUUCACCAGGUUUAAGAUCCGCGACAUGGAAACAGGGACAGUCCUGUUUGAGAUUACUAAACCCCCAACACCAGCGGGAGGUAAAAAGCACUGUGACCCCAACGCUGGCCGUUUUGUCCGAUACCAGUUCACCCCAGCCUUCCUGCAGUUGCGGCAGGUUGGAGCCACGGUGGAGUUCACAGUGGGUGACACGCCCAUCAACAACUUCCGCAUGAUUGAGAGACACUACUUCCGCGAUCAGCUGCUCAAGAGCUUUGACUUCGAGUUCGGUUUCUGCAUGCCCAGCAGCAAGAACACGUGUGAGCACAUCUACGAGUUCCCCGCACUGUCUGAGGAAAUCAUGCGGGAGAUGAUCCUGCAUCCUUAUGAGACGCAGUCUGACAGCUUCUACUUUGUGGACAACAAGCUGGUGAUGCACAACAAGGCAGAUUAUUCCUACAGUGGGGGGCCAUAGGAAGACCUCCACCCUCCACCCUUUACUCCCCCCUGUUCUAGACAUUCUCCAUGAUCCAGGUACCACUUCAGGACCAGAAGCAGAUGGACUGAUGGACAAAUCACUGGCAGUAAAUACUCUUUUCUCACUCCUGUUAACUCCAUGUAUUUCCAUUCAGGUAUUCAGCCGCCUGACCAGUCAGAUUUCUCCCUCUGCCUCUUUGCAGGAACAUUGAAUUCUGCCAGUUUUAUCAUCAGUUUGCAUCAGUGUGUGUGUGUGAGCGAGUGUGUGGGCAGUAAACACAUGCAGUGUCUGUACAUACUGUUGAUUUCAGUCUGUAUAUGUGGUUUCAACUUGAUCAUCAGGAACACAUUGAUUAAUUUACAUUUUGUGUGUUUUGAUAGCCGUUAUGUGAAGAGUAAGAGGAGACAGUUAGUCUUGUUUGUCCUGAAACACACCAGGAGACAAAGAGAGAAAUUAAGUUACCCUGUAAAAGUUUAAUAAUAAUGAAUCCAUUCAGAUGUAUAUUUAUAUAGUUUGUAUAGGAAUCUCAUUACAUUUUUACUCCUGAAGGUUCUUAAAUUUGUAGAAGCACACAUGAGAAUGAUUCAGUCCUCCUCCCAUGAUCUGUCACUGUUCAGUUGAAUGACAAACAGAGAUGUGUACUUUGUCUAUGUGAAUGUGUCAUUUGUUUUAUGUUUUCAUGUUCAUAGUACUACUACGCCAGGAGUAUUUUUUAAAGAAAUAGCCAUUUUGAAGUGUAAGAAAACAUACAUUAGCCAAAAGUCAAAAGUCAGAUACCAAUUUUGAUAUCCAGUAUGUUCUCUGUAGUACUGAACACUGUGUAUACUUUAUGAUAAAUGUUUUAAGUAUAAAAUUAAAAACUAUGUAAAGUUUUGACAGCUGAAUUCCAUCACUGCAAUAAAUAUGGGAUUUUUUUUCGAAA